AUAUCUGAAAUCACAUUCCCUACAAUGUGGAGUCAUCUCUCCUGCAGAGAGAAUUAAGCUUCAGGGUGCAGCAGACAUGGGUGAGCAUUUAAAGGGAAGCUGACAUCUACCUAGAAGACAGAUCCACUAAAGUUUUCCAGUGCCAGAGAAAUGCCAUGCUUUCGGCAUUUGGAAGAGUUCCUACUCUGCCUGGGAGCUCUAUACCUUUAUAUUCAAAGGAGAUAAGCACUCCCUAAUUGACACACUCCACCCUCCUGUUCAUGGGAGAAUCCUACUGGUCAUCCAGACUCACAACUGUGCAUUAGGUCCAUGCUCAUCACCGAGGCUAACCCAGUCCUUGAUUCCAAUCAUGAAUGGACAAAUGUUUUCCAGAUAUUUAAGGAAAGUGAGGAAGAUGCACAAAUAGAACUAAUUCUCGAGGAGGGGAAAAAGGAUAUAAUACAGGAAACAGAAGUAAACGUUACCAGAACAUACUCUCAGAGUUUAAGAAAGACAAGAGGUUUAUGAAAUGAGAACAAGCUGUCAUAGAGGGGAACAAUCAGGGGACAGGCGAAAGUCCUUGGACACUAGAAAAGUUACUGCAGAAUUGACGUAGCGCAGAGGUCUGAUAGCGCCCAGUUCCCCGGGCUGCCCAUGGAACUCAGCGUGCUCCCCCAGCCCACACCCACCCGACCUUGUGCGCUCCUCCCAGCAUAAGGGUCUCCACCGCUCACUUCCGGUCCCUUCGCAGAGCCUGCUACCACACUACCGCCUGGCCCGGAGGACCCCGCCCUCCGCCAGCCGCCGCUGUCGUCCACCAUGGUGGUGCUCCGAGGACCCCGCCGCCACCGCCACUGCCCACACUGAUGCCGCUGCCCGCUCUGGGCCCCUGGCAAACCCACCGCUUUUCCCCUCCUCCCAGCGCCCGCACUGCCUGCCCUGGGCCCACUGUCGCAGGUGCGAUGGUACCACCACCCCAGCUAUGAGGCUGCCAUCAACACCCCCAUCAGCCUGGAGCUCCAUGCAUCCUAUGUGUACCUGUCCAUGGCCUUCUACUUCGACCAGGACGACGCGGCCCUGGAGCACUUUGACCGCUACUUCCUGCGCCAGUCGCAGGAGAAAAGGGAGCACGCCCAGGAGCUGAUGAGCCUGCAGAACCUGCGCGGUGGCCGCAUCUGCCUUCAUGACAUCAGGAAGCCAGAGGGCCAAGGCUGGGAGAGCGGGCUCAAGGCCAUGGAGUGCACCUUCCACCUGGAGAAGAACAUCAACCAGAGCCUCCUGGAGCUGCACCAGCUGGCCAAGGAGAACGGCGACCCCCAGCUCUGUGACUUCCUGGAGAACCACUUCCUGAACCAGCAGGCCAAGACCAUCAAAGAGCUGGGUGGCUACCUGAGCAACCUGCGCAAGAUGGGGGCCCCGGAAGCAGGCCUGGCAGAGUACCUCUUUAACAAGCUCACCCUGGGCCGCAGCCAGAAACACACCUGAGCCCAGCCAAGCCCCGCAGCCAUGGGGUGCCUUCCCCUGCUCGCGCCACCAGGCGGGGCAUCCAUGUUGCCUUUUCAGAACAUUCUCUUCAUUUUUCUCCUCUCAGUUUGACCAUUGUUAGCAAUAAAGUUAUCUGUUCUCAAAGCAA
Messenger RNA from Pan troglodytes (chimpanzee), 1612 nucleotides. RefSeq names its product ferritin heavy chain like 18 (gene FTHL18P). Bases 1024 to 1464 code for a protein of 146 amino acids. Lineage: Eukaryota; Metazoa; Chordata; Mammalia; Primates; Hominidae. The record is from RefSeq and is a predicted model, not a curated record. Gene Ontology annotation, molecular function: ferric iron binding; ferrous iron binding. Gene Ontology annotation, cellular component: cytoplasm. The transcript has a single exon. Gene Ontology annotation, biological process: intracellular iron ion homeostasis; iron ion transport.